AUGGUGGGACGAGACCAAACGAUGGCCUCCAGUCCGCACGGGUCGAAGACGGCCGGAACAAACAGUCGACCGACCAGCAAAGAUGGCUCCAAGAAGAACAUUUGGUCCUCGCUAUUAGACAGUGUUGCUAACGGAAAGCGCUUGCCUGAGAAGAACUUGCUAGUGCUAGGCGGAACACCGGAAAGCCAACGGGAAUUUUUAGAGUCUUUCUCUGCAGACCUCUCUGAUGGUUCUGGUUUAGUGAACGAGAAGCGCAAAGCCAAAGGGAAAACACCACCCAUUGCCAAUCAGUUUGCGCUUGGUUACACAUAUCGAGAUGUCCUCGAUGCCGAUCAAGAAGAUACCCUGGCACGCGUCUCAGCUUAUCUCCUGUCCGAACCCUCGCUAUCAUUCGCACCCCUCCUCAAACCACUUCUGACCCCACAGUCCGUGCCGGAAACGCUGGUUGUGAUUCUGAUGGACUGGUCUGACCCGUGGACAUGGAUCCGGAGACUCAGAGAAUGGGUUCGCCUUUUACGCACAGUGCUUGUUUCGCUCGACGAUGAGACCAAGAUCGUCAUGGAAGAGACAAUGACGGAGUGGCGCGAUCGCAAAAGGGGACUAGACGCCAACUCAGCGGCUGCAGGCGGCUUGUCAACUUCGGGUGGUCAGGUCACGAUACCCCUCGGACCUGGUGAAUGGGACGAGGGCCUUGGUGUCCCAAUGUGUGUUGUCUGCCAAGGGGCGGACAAGAUCGAGAAAUUGGAGAAGGAACAUGGAUGGCAUGAAGAGCAGUUCGACUUCAUUCUUCAGUUCCUCCGAACUAUUCUCCUGAAGCACGGCGCAUCGCUAAUCUACACCACCCCAUUUCUCGCCAAUUCUCUUCAGAGUCUGAUCCACUCUUCACUGGGAAUACACUCUCUUCUGAAGAGGCAAUCAUUAAAACAUAAUGUGAUCGACCGCGACAAGAUCCUGGUACCAGCUAACUGGGACUCAUGGGGUAAGAUUCGAAUUAUCCGGGAAGGGUUCGAUAUGGAAGGAGUGUCAACAGCAUGGUCAAUCGAGAUCCAAGACCCCCCUGAGCCAAUUGAUCAACCCCCAGAGAACGAUAACGGCCCUGGAGAAGACGGCACAAGUGCCGUAAGAGUCUUCGAACAAACAAUCAAUGACCCCAAACGAGACAACACCAUCGCCCACCCCAACAGCAACAGCAACGGCACCAAGAUCGAAAUCGAAACCUCUGACAUCCAAGCCUUCCUCUCAAGCCAAGUGGAAAUCCUGGAGAAGCUCAAAGCCGAAGACGAAAAGGACCGUGCAAACCAAGCAACCCCCCAACUGGAAAUGUCCCCAAUGGACGACGAAGGCAAAGUCAACGAGCACAUCGGUCCUGUACAGUUCAACAUGGGCGGAAUCCAAGUUGACGCCGAUGACAUGCUGAAGAAACUUCGGGAUCGCGAAGCCAGUCGGACCCAGAAGAAGGAAAGCCCCGUGCCCAACACCGGUGACGAGAAAGCUCACAACCAAGCCCUGGCUAACUUCUUUGCUGGCCUUGUCAAGAAAGGCGGCGCCAGUCCCCGUGGAAGUCCUUCUGCUUGA
Molecule: messenger RNA, 1575 nt
Organism: Penicillium antarcticum
Lineage: Eukaryota; Fungi; Ascomycota; Eurotiomycetes; Eurotiales; Aspergillaceae
Product: dynein family protein
Exons: 6
Coding region: 1-1575 (524 amino acids)
Biological process (GO): microtubule cytoskeleton organization; microtubule-based movement
Cellular component (GO): centrosome; cytoplasmic dynein complex
Molecular function (GO): dynein heavy chain binding
Source: RefSeq, a predicted model, not a curated record